Messenger RNA from Mya arenaria, 384 nucleotides. RefSeq lists its product as uncharacterized. The record is from RefSeq and is a predicted model, not a curated record. The transcript has 3 exons. The annotation marks the transcript as partial. Lineage: Eukaryota; Metazoa; Mollusca; Bivalvia; Myida; Myidae.
GUGGGGAAAUAAAUAAAGGCGAACGUGAGCUAAAUUAAAAUGUUUGAAAGUAUGACGUACACGGCUCGACGGAAUAUUGUUAUUUUCGGAGGCUUCCUUAUACACCUUUGUCUAGGAAGUUUUUAUGCAUUCGGCAAUAUCAGCCCUUACAUCAUGUCUUACCUGCGAAACCGGACACAAGAGACUUGGCUAGUAAACACCCAGAACUCGUGGAUCAUGAACGCAGCCGCCAUUUCCGCGCCAAUAGGAUCCAUCACUGGAAGCUACAUAGAACGGAACCACGGCGUGAGAAUCGCUGUUGGAAUUGGGUGUGUGCUGUUUUGCUCUGGUGUACUGCUGACGUAUUUCGCCAUCCAGCGGUCGCUGUACAUAGUGGCUCUCACU